Molecule: messenger RNA, 3361 nt
Organism: Gymnodraco acuticeps
Lineage: Eukaryota; Metazoa; Chordata; Actinopteri; Perciformes; Bathydraconidae
Product: protein NDRG3-like
Exons: 17
Coding region: 210-1355 (381 amino acids)
Biological process (GO): signal transduction
Cellular component (GO): cytoplasm
Source: RefSeq, a predicted model, not a curated record
CCCCUUUACUCCGCGUGCUGCUGACAGUGAGCUCAGUGUGAGAGAGGAGCCUCGCGACCACCUGCUAAACUCUCCAACGGUUAUCAGUUGACGGUGACGGGCUAACGUCUAGUAGCAGCUAACCAACUAACGAACGGAACACUUCAGUAUCCAGUGGAGAUAACGACUGACGACGUGUGUGUUCAGGUUGACAGUAAAGCAGUUCUAUAAUGGAGGAGCUUCACGACGUCCAGCUGACUGAGAUCAAACCUCUCCUGACAGGACAGAAUGGGAGAAAUCUGCAGGACUUUGACUGUCAGGAGCACGAUGUGGAGACAGCCCACGGUGUGCUGCACGUUACCAUGAGGGGAGUUGCUAAGGGCAACCGACCCACAAUCCUCACCUACCAUGACAUCGGACUCAACCAUAAGUCUUGUUUCAACAGCCUGUUUAACUACGAGGACAUGCAGGAAGUCACACAGCACUUCUCCGUUCUGCAUGUUGAUGCGCCAGGACAGCAGGAGAACGCUCCUGUGUUCCCCACCGGGUACCAGUACCCCACCAUGGAUGAGCUGGCGGAGAUGCUGCCAUCUGUCCUGACACAGCUUCAGGUGAAGUGUGUGAUUGGCAUCGGUGUGGGAGCUGGAGCCUACAUCCUCACCAAACUGGCUCUGAAUGAGCCCACUCUGGUGGAGGGGUUGGUUCUGAUCAACGUGGACCCGUGUGCAAAGGGCUGGGUGGACUGGGCUGCCGCUAAGCUGAGCGGCUGGACGAGCAACGUGGUGGACGACAUCAUGGGACAUCACUUCAGCGCUGAUGAGUUAUCAGACAACAUGGAGAUCGUCCAGACGUACAGACUCCACAUCUCUCAGGAUAUACCGCUGGAGAACCUGUCCAUGUUCUACAACAGCUACGACAGCCGUACUGAGUUGCCGCUGGAGCGGCCGCUCGUUGGUCUGAAUGAAGACACAGUCACCACGCUCAGGUGUAUCUCUCUGCUGGUGGUUGGAGACACGUCGCCUGCUGUUGAGGUCGUGGUGGAGUGUAACUCGAGACUGAACCCCACCAAGACGACCCUGCUCAAGAUGGCAGACUGCGGAGGACUUCCUCAGGUGGUGCAGCCUGGAAAACUAGCAGAAGCCUUCAAGUAUUUUGUCCAGGGGAUGGGCUACAUCCCUCAUGUUGUAUUAAACCGCCUGAGCAGCCAAUCAGUGCCGACAGCCGGCAUGACCCGGCUGGUGCGCUCCAGAACUCACUCGGCCUCCAGCGUGGGCUCGGCCGAGGGCGCCCGCAGCCGCAGUACCACCACCACGCUGCCAGAGGGCGCCACCAUCCCCGGACACAUGGCAGAACAGACCAUCGAGAUGACUGCGUAGGACUCUCCCUGCUCUGUUCUCUCUCUGCUCUGUUCUCUCUCUCUUGCUCCUGAUGCUGCGUGCGCCUGAAACUUUCCUUCUGUGUCGGACGCAGCCAAACAUUUCUAACGUUGUAGUCGUUCUUCCUAAUAAUGAAAAGGUCACAUCUAAUAUAAAAGUAGGUUUUAAAAAAACCCGUUGCUCUUUAGGAUGUCGGGUAACUUCCUGCCCCCUGGAGCCAUGCUGUUGCCGUGGUGACGCUGUAGAUGUAACUGUACAUGGAGCUGGUUCAUAUUUACAGUUGUGUUGUGUUUUCAGUAGAUUAACCAGACCUUCAUUUUUCUUCCCUUAGUUUGGGCCUGAUCCCUCCUUCUUUUUAUUAUUACUCUUAUUAUAAUCGUUAUUACUUUGUUACGACUCUUGUUGUUGGUGUUGUUUGCUAUGAAGCUCGUUUCUGAAACUCUUUUCCUAAAAUUACGGUUACUUAAAGGGACUAUUUCACCAAAAAUAAUAAUACGAAAUAACCUAACUACUGCCCUGGAAUGCCAGACAAAAGAUCUAUUUUGUAUGACUUUAUAUAGGAGUUGUAUUGAUAUGAUGACAGCAAAAUCAUAUUAAAAUAUCUAAAAUAAAAUCAUAUAUGAAGCUACUACACCGCAUUGGGGCCAUUGUAGGUUAAAAAACAUUUUAAAAGGGAAGGGGGGUUUUAAGAUACACAUUUACUAGAAAGUAUGAGAAUAAAAAGGUCACAUUUACAAGAAAAAACUGAAAAUAUAUUGGAUACAAAAAUAUUUUCUGUCACCAAGUUUGCAGAUGAUCAGUUUUGAAAACGCUCUAUAAUUCUUAAAACAGCCCAAAUAUCUCUCAAUCAGCUGGUCGUUAUUUUAUCAGCAUGAAGACGUGUUUUUCUACUGAUAAAACCUAAAGAAAAGGGCAACGUUUAUUUCUGUGAACGGGCAGAUGUGUGUCUGUUAUUCCAGGCUUCAGAGGGUUAAUAGAUUCUGAAGCGCACCAUUUAAAAAAGAUGAUCUUAACUUUAUCAGGAGGGGAUCCUGAAGUCUUCCUCUUACUCUACUCAGUGUUCAUUCGGCCGUCAGCAGCAUGCUCGUGGUGGAGUUGUGGCAUGAAGUCUGUACCGUGCUCUCACAGUGGGUCUCUGAGAUGCUCAGCUGUGAACCUGCCUCUCAACUCAAGAAACCUCCACGUAAAAAAACAAUAGAGACGCUUGAACUUGAAUUGUUUUCUACGUUGUGUUGCCGUUGUGUUUCUCUGGACUGAAAGCAUUCAGCAGGGUUGUUGAUAAUUGAAUGUUACAGGUACUUGUUGGGCUUAAAGGUAGGGUAGGUAAGAAUGGAGAAACCAGCUCGAGUGCGCUAGAAUUUGAAAGUACGCAGCCGAAAAAAAUCUGCCCCUUCCUUCAGACUUCCUUACAGAGCCCCUCCUCCAACACACAUGAACGCGCACAUGGCCAAUGAGGGCACGAGAUAAGUGUGUUUCUGAAGUGAAUUACCUACCCUACCUUUUAAGUGACAUUGAUUUGAUAACUUGCACUUUAAAGGUUACUGUUGGAGACAUGUUGCUCGUCCUGCUGAUGUUGGUUUCUGUAGAGACACGUUAUGAUGCUGAACUUUUCCGUACUGAUAACAUUUAAACAGUUCUCUGGUGAGAUGCUGCCCCCUGCUGGAGGACUGAAUAGCAGCUCCUAGAACAACAAAUACAUCCUGGUAUUUUGACUCGUAUUUGAAUUAUGUAACACUUCUGUAAAUCAAAAACAUUCAGAUCUUAGAGGGGGUUUCUGAACUAACAGGGUCGACCCGCAGACUCACACAAAGUCAAAUAUUAACUCAUUUUAUUCUAUAUUUACACUAAUUGUAUUCCUGCCGUCUGUUACUAAUAUUUAUUACUGAAACUAUUACUUUUGAGAUUUGUACUGAAGCAUUGGUAGCUGUUACUCUUGAGGUGUGUUGUUCCAUGACUUUUAUUGUAAACACAGUUUGUAAUGAAAUAAAGCUCGUUAAUAUCCAAAA